Messenger RNA from Oryzias latipes (Japanese medaka), 10243 nucleotides. Lineage: Eukaryota; Metazoa; Chordata; Actinopteri; Beloniformes; Adrianichthyidae. The record is from RefSeq and is a predicted model, not a curated record.
GUUCCGGGCGAAAAGCAAAAUAUUACACAGGGUGUAAACAUGACAGUGUCGCACAGGUAGAGCAAUGCAAAAAUGGUCUUCGAAAGCCUUGUUGUCGACGUCCUCAACCGGUUUUUGGGUGACUACGUUGUCAACCUUGACAGCUCGCAGUUAAAGCUUGGUAUUUGGGGAGGUGAUGCAGUUUUAAAAAGUCUUGAAAUAAAAGAAAAUGCUUUGAGCGAACUUGACAUUCCUUUUAAAGUAAAAGCUGGCCACAUAGGGCGCCUUGAGCUCAAGAUUCCAUGGAAAAAUCUUUACACUCAGUCAGUGGAGGCCACACUAGAUGGCGUCUACUUACUUAUAGUUCCCACAGCCAGUAUAAAAUACGAUGCAGAAAAAGAGGAGAAGCAGCUACAAGAAGCUCGUCAAAGGGAACUGCAGCGGAUAGAAGAUACGAAGAGAAAAGCUGCUGAACAAGAUGAUCCUCAACAGGAGAAGCAGGACUCAUUUAUGGAAAAGCUUGUUACUCAGGUCAUCAAAAACCUGCAGGUUAAGAUCGCAAACAUCCAUGUUCGCUAUGAAGACAAUGUCACCAAUCCAAAAUGUCCUUUGUCAUUUGGGGUGUCUCUCAAAAAUCUUAGCCUUCAGACUUCUGAUAAGAACUGGAAGCCAAGUCUCCUGGAUGAGAACGCAAGGCUUUUUUUUAAGUUGGUGAAACUAGAGAACUUGUUUGCUUAUUGGAAUGUAAACUCAGUGCUUUUCUCCACUCAAAGUGCAGAAGAGGCUUUGCGUUCUCUUGAAAACAGCAUGACAAUCCAGAAGUCUCCUGCUGCUAACCAUGACUUUAUCAUUCGACCCAUCUCGGCUGAUGCUAAACUGAAGAUGAAUCCCAGGUCGGAUGUGGAUUUUUCUUCUCCUAAAGUGGACCUGAUGGUAAAUCUGAGUGAGGUAGCCAUUGAACUGAACAAACCCCAGUACAUCAGCAUUUUGGAGCUGCUAGACUCUGUGGAUAUGAUGUCACGCAAUCUGCCAUACAGGAAAUACAAACCUGUGGUCCAAGUUCACCAGAAUGCUGGCACAUGGUGGAAAUAUUGUAUCACAAGCAUACUUGAGGUCAACGUAAAACCCCAUCUUCACAUGUGGUCAUGGCAACACAUCCGUCGACACCGGGCAACUGUACAAUGUUACAAAGAGUUCUACAAGACAAAAAUCACUUGCAAGAAACCCAGUGACAAUCUUCUCAAGGAUCUAGAGAACACAGAAAAGGCCUUGGAUAUUUUCAACAUUACUUUGGCCAGACGGCAGGCUGAAGUAGAGGCAAGCAAGGCAGGGCUGCGGAUUUAUCGUCCAGGAGUGAAGAUGGAGGAAGAGGAGUCUCAGGGCUGGUUCAGUUGGGUGUGGAACUGGGGAGGAGAAGCUGAAUCACAAGCAAAAGUGACCAAUGCUGGAGGUUUUGAUGGGCUCUUGACUCCUGCAGAGAAAGCCAAACUCUACACUGCCAUUGGCUACAGUGAAACUGCUGCUAAUCCUAAUUUGCCUAAGAAAUUUGAGGACAUGAAGGUCAAUUUCCACAUGGAAAGACUGUGUGUAUCCAUUAAAGAUGAGAAAGACAAAAAUGAGGUCAUGAGGCUGACUGUCGGGGAGCUCAAGUCUACACUCACUCAAAGACCUGGAGCACAAGCCAUCAAGAUAACAGCUGAGCUUAGUUUGUUUGAAGUCACUGGUCUGGCCAGUAACAGGCCUGCACCAACGCUCCUUUCAUCAAGGAGGGCAGCCACAAAAACAGGGACACCUCUUCUCAUCAUUCUGUUUGAAACCAAUCCACUGGAUGAAAGUGCUGACCAGAGAUUUCAUGUCUCAUCUCAGCCACUGGAAAUCAUCUAUGAUGCUUUAACUGUAAACAGUGUGUCAGAAUUCUUCAGACUUCCAGAUGACGUGCAGCUUAAUGAGUUUACCAAGGCAACACUAAUGAAACUGGAGCAAUUUAAAGAUCGCACAGCCACAGGUUUACUGUAUGUGAUUGAAACACAGAAAGUUCUCGACCUGAAGGUAAACCUCAUGGCCUCCUACGUCAUCGUUCCACAGAGUGGCUUUUACGAUGGAACACAGAACAUUUUGCUGUUGGAUCUUGGUCAUUUUAAGAUGGCCAGUCAGAGCAAAGAGAAUUUGCCACAGCUGACCCCAUGUCCCAGUAACAUUGAAGCGAUCAUGUCCAGAGCAUACGACACCUUUGAUGUGCAGCUCAGCUCCCUCCAAUUCCUGUACAGCAAACCAGGUGGGGACUGGAAAAAGGCUCGUAAACAAAAGCAAUCACCGCUCCACAUCCUGGAGCCCGUCGACGUGAAUGUGGAUUUCAGCAGAGCGAUGGUUGUCAAAGAUUCCCGCAUGCCAAAAUAUAAAGUACUUGGAGAACUUCCUCUGCUGUCCCUCAGAAUUUCUGAUAUUAAACUUCGAAAUGUUCUGGAGCUGGUUGAUAGUAUCCCACUGCCUGAGAGCAAACCCUCUGCUCACAACACUGCUCCAUCUUCCACUCAAAAGCCAAAGAAGUCUUUUACCCCUCAGCUCGCUUUCAAAAGACCUCCUCUUUUACCUGACCAGCGCUCUUCUCUUUUUUUUGAGUCAUGUGAGACCAUCAGCUUAACAUCAUUGGGCUCAGAGGAAGAUUUGUUCUACGAUGCUCCCAGUUCUCCUGUUGGGGAUGACUCCUUCUUCCCAGACAAUCCCCUGCCACUGCGCUAUGUUGAUUCAAGAAAUAGAAGAAGCUUGAUAAAGGAAGACGUGCAGAAGAACAUGACGGAGUUCUUAAUGACAUUUCUGAUAAACGAGUUUUCAGUCCAACUUUGUCGAAUGUCUGAGGGACAGGAAGUUACAGUUCUCCAUUUGGACAUUGAAGGUUUGGGUACUGAGCUGCAGUUACGCACUUUCGACAUGACAUCUAACACAUACCUGCGAGAGAUCUGCCUGACGUGUCCUGAAUAUGUGGAUAUGGAACAGAAGCAAGUUCAGCUGAUCACCACUCUUGACAACUCUGAAGAUGACCUGCUUACCUUGGAAUAUAUCAAAGCUGAUAAAAACGGCCCAGAGUUUAAGUCUCUUCAUAAUAAUACAGAACAGAUGAUCAAGGUGACAUUUUCAUCCCUGGACGUCCAUCUCCAUACAGAGGCUCUCCUCAACACCAUCAACUUCCUCAGUAACCUCCUUCCUCCUUCAACAAAGACGAAUGAAGUGUUGGAGGCGGAGGGAGAAGAAGAAAGGGAGGGAGAGAAAAAAGGAGAAGCUCUUGCAGGUUCAAAAAAGUCCAAGUUUGCAGAUGUUGUUAAUAUGCACAUCAGAGCGGAUCUCCGAUGCUUGAAAGUGUUCCUACGAGGACAGAAAGCCAGGAUCUCGGAGAUCAGAGUUGAAGGUCUGGUUUCUGAGGUCUUACAGAGGAAGAAGAUGAUGGAGGUUUCAGCCAAUCUAAAGAACAUUGUAGUUUUGGACUGCAACAAAGAGGCCUCUUACAAGAAGGCAGUGUCUAUUGCAGACAAAGAAGUGUUUGCCUUCCGAAUGUUGAAUUAUACUGACGCAACAGAAGGCGAUGGCUAUCUAAACAUGUCUAAUGUUGACACUUCUGUGACUCUGACAGUGGGGUGCAUUCAAGUGAUCUUCCUCAACAAGUUUCUUGACUCGAUACUGGCAUUUAUAAAUAAUUUCCAAAUGGCUAAAGAAGCCAUAGCUGAGGUAACGGUCCAAGCGGCAGAGAAAGCAGCUUCAGGUGUGAAGGAGCUUUCUGAGCGGAGCACACGGAUCUCUCUUGAGGUCCACUUCAAUGCACCUGUCAUCUUCCUUCCCCAGUCCUCUUCCUCUUCCAAUGUCAUUGUAGCUGAUCUUGGCAAGCUGUCUGUCAAAAAUCGAUUUGUCAAGCAGCCAUUCAAAAGUGACUCUACAAUUCCACCUGUUGUGGAUAAAAUGACAGUGAAACUGUCUGACCUCAAGAUGUACAGAACAACUUACAUAAGUGGGAUUUUUAAGGGAGAGAGUCAACUUUUAAAACCUGUCAGCUUAGAUCUGGAAAUCCAGAGAAAUCUUUCAUCCAACUGGUACCACAACAUCCCUGACAUAGAGAUCUCUGCUCAUCUGAAGCCCAUGAGUUUGAUACUCUGCCAGGAUGACAUGAUUGUGGUCUUAAGGACUCUUGGAGAGAACCUGUCAGAGAAGUCCGACGCAGUUUCACCUUUACCUGAUUUGCCCUCUGCUAAAGAGUCCCAGAACUCUGGAGCCUCUGGAUCUGAUAGCAGUAACAUUGUGGUGACAGCAGCUGUUGUGGAGACCCAAAAAUACGUCAAGCUCAAAACAACACUCAAGUUAGAAUUCAAGUUUGACUCCAUGACAGUGGUCCUGCACAGUCCUAACAAGAAUGAGAUGGAAAUGUUGGACCUUCAUCACGAGCAGCUGAAGCUGGCAGAGUUCACUCUGGGCACCAUCUCCACUUCUGUUCAAAUGUUCUCAGACAGCUCCAUGAAAGCCUUUGUCCAACUCACUGCCUGCCAGCUGGAUGACAAGAGACCAAGUAUCAAGAUGGUCACCUCAAGAAUGGUGGCAAUGCGUCCUGGAGCAGAGCAGAACACGAUGAUGGAGGUGAACUAUCGACAAGGGCAUGAUGGCACAACGAUAGACACAGUGGUUCAGGACCUGUAUCUAUGUGCCAGCAUGGAGUUCCUCCUCACAGUGGCAGAUGUAUUUCUCAAAGCCACCCAGCAGGGUUUUGCUCAGGGGCCACAGGCCAAGAGCACAGCUGGUGCUCGAGAAAAAAAGAACAUUAACUCAUCUGUUGCUUCCAAAGACUCUGGAACAUCUCCAGUGUCAAAGACGGAGAUGAAUGUUGUGGUGCGAAACCCAGAGAUUGUUUUUGUGGCUGACCUGUCUCGUGCUGAUGCUCCAGCCCUGGUUAUGACAACACAAUGUGAAUUAGAUAUGAAAAAUGGUGCAGAUGGACAGAUGAUGACUGCAAUUAUCAAAGACUUACAGGUUAUGGCCUGUCCCUUUUUAACAUCAAAGAGAGGGAACAAUAUGACCACUGUUCUGCAACCUUGUCAAGUGUUUUUUCAAAGCUCUCAGCAUCCAGACGCACCUCAGGUCAUGGAGGUCUCCAUCAAUGCCCUCUCACUGAAGGUAUCUCCUAUUAUCAUCAAUACAGUGAUUACUAUCCAGUCAGCUCUGACUCCUACGACAGAGACACAUGAGGAGGAGCGCAGUCUUGUUCCAGUGAAGCUCUGGGAGAAGCAGAGCUGGAAAGAGCUCAAAAUGUGGUUCUUGGAAGAGAAUAGUGAUGAAGACACAAAGUCUUUGGUUCCACUAAUACCGAAAGGAGAGUCGCUACAGGUGACUAUAAACUCCAUCUGUCUGACCCUGGAGGCUGGAGUGGGGCACCAUACAGUCCCCAUGCUUCUAGCCAAGUCCUCCUUUGAUGGAAAUGUGAAAAAUUGGACCACACUCAUAAACUUGAAAAGCAAAUUUGACUUGGAGGUUCACUAUUACAAUGAGAUGAUGGGAGUGUGGGAGCCUCUUCUGGAGCCGCUAGAAGAUGAGACGGGGGAAGAUUUCAGACCAUGGACACUUGAGCUGAAGAUGAAAAAGAAGCCAUUUAAAAAGAAGCCAAUUGGAAAUGAGCCAAUGAAUUUGUCUGACAUUGCAGAUGAGGUGGAUUUUAAUCUCCCAGACUAUAAAACAGUCAUUGUCUUCAACAGUAAAGACCAGCUCAACAUCACUCUAACAAAUUGUGGGCUGUCCAUGCUGAGUAAUCUUGGCAAAGCAUUUUCAGAGGCUGCCAAACAGACCGCAGACAGUUUCCAAAAGGAUGAAGCUCCGUUUGUGGUAAAAAAUAUGCUUGGCCUGCCAGUAUCUCUCCAACUCAGCAAGAGGUUUCAUUUGGUUGGCAAGCAAACCACCAACAACGCAGUGACACUGCAGAGUGAUGAAACCUUGAGGAUGAACUAUUCUUCCAGACCUGACUCUGACCAGUUUUCAGCCAUGAUCUCAUUGAGUGAAAAAGACUACUACAUACAGCCUACUCCUGUGGGCCACACAUCUACCAGUGUGAUCCCUCUGAUUAAGGUGGGCCGUGGAAUGUACAGUGUGAUGCACAAAGACUCGAGGGUUACCCGUUUCUUGGUCUGUCAGAUUUCCUCUGUGGACGGAAGCAAAAUUGUGAAAAUACGUUCUCCAUUCCAGAUUAUCAAUCAUUUCUCAAUCCCAUUUAAAGUUUUUGACGAUUCUGCUUGUCUGGGAAUAGCGUUGCCUAAUGAGGAGUUCUGUGUGCCUCUGGAUUCAUACAGGUCUGUACUGAGUCUUCAGCCAGUAACUGAAGGUGAUUCUGGUCUGCAGAGGGAGGAGUUUGAGUGUUCUGAGGGGUUCAGCUAUGAAGAUUCCAACAACCCUCACUUUCAGCAGACAUGCUGUCACCAUGGGGAUCAGGGGGUUAAAAUAAUAGUCAACAUUGUGCCAGUAAAGGAUACAGUGACAUUCAAAAACACUGGAGAUGCGGGUGAGAACUAUGAUGUUCCUUUUGUGCUUCACCUGUGGCCUUCCGUCCUGCUUCACAACCAGCUGCCCUACCAAAUCACCUACAGGCUGAAGGAAACUGGCGUUUCUGCCCCUGAAGCUAUUCUGAAACCAGGUCACUCUACUCAGCUUCACACUGCCGUCAUCAACCAGUCACAACUGGAACUACGUCUAAUCGACUACUUGUCUCAGGAUUGGUCCUCUGAAUACAGUAUCAGCAGUAACCAGGAGGAAAUCUCCUUCAUCGUAUUCCAGUCUCUUAAAGAAGAGGAAGAUGAGUAUGUAGAGGGGACAGAGAGGAAGAAGGCCGAGUUGGACAUAGCAGUGCAUGUAAAGGAUGAUUCUGGACACACAGCCAUUGCAAUACAUUCCCCAUACUGGAUGAUGAAUAAGACCGGCAGAUUGCUGCAGUACAACGCUGAUGAUAUUCAUCAUAAACAUGCAUUCACCAAAAACAACGACAUGCCCCUGCUCUUCUCCUUUAAACCUCGACACUUCCUGCGAAACAAUAAGGUUCGUCUUAUGAUCUCAGAAAGUGAACUGUCAGAUGAGUUCUCCCUGGACACAGUUGGUAGCCAUGGAAAAGUGAAAUGUAAAGGCAUACACAAAGAUUACCUGGUUGGUGUUAAGAUCAAUGCCAGCAGUUUCAGUCUUACCCGCAUUGUGACCUUUGUGCCAUUUUACACGCUGGUCAACAAAACCAAGUACAAAAUCUUCAUUUGUGAGGAUGAAGGAGACACCUGGACAGAGAUCAAUCCAGAACAGCCAGCCACCCCAUUCUGGCCUGAAAAUGGUACGAAGAAGCUAAAGAUCAAAGUAGAUGGUUGUUUGACUCCUCCACUAAAAGUUGACUUUACACGACAAGAGAACUCCCUGCUGCUGCAUCUGAAUGACUCUUUGGGCGGCAUCAUUGUGGAUGUGAAUCUGUCGGAGCACUUAGUCACAAUCCAAUUCUCAGAGUAUCGGGACGGUUCAGCCCCCUUUCUUAUCAUCAACCAUACCAACGAUCAAACUCUUUAUUUCAACCAAAGCUCUCAGAAGGAGAUUGAAAAGGAGGAGCUGGAGGCUGGGAAAGCAGUGUACUACACCUGGACUGAUCCCACUGGUUCCCGCGAGCUUUGCUGGACAUGUGGCCCUUACAGUGGAACUCUGAAGACUGAAGAGGACCUACAUGACGACAUGAAAGAUGAGCGGAAACUUUUUGUAAUUUCCUUUUUUGAAGGUCUCCAGCGUGUUGUGGUGUUCACUGAGGAUCAGGACAUCUACAAUCUGCUUGGUGAGAGUGAGAAAAUCCAGGCAGCAGAGCAAGAAAUCAUCCUGCUGCUGCAGAACGUGGGCGUUUCUCUGGUCAACAACACCACCAGCCAAGAGGUUUCCUUUAUUGGCAUCACCUGUUCUGAUGUGGUGUGGGAGUCCCAGCCCAGGAAGAAGAAGCGCUGGAAAAUUUUAAACAUUAAAGAAGGAGACAUGCUGGAAAAACACUUCAAAGAGUACAUCAAUUCUAGUCCAAUUGAGGACGCCAUUGUGGAACUAGAAAACAACUAUAAGGUCCGCUUUACAUCCAAUGGCGUGGACAUGCGCAUGUUGCAGCCCUUUGAUGCUCCUCUGAGGAGGCACUUUCUGCCAGGGAUUAAAGUGGAAUACAGCAUCUCGCCACGGCAGAGUACCUACCGCGUGAAAAUCCAUCGCAUCCAGAUUCAGAAUCAGAUGCAGAGUGCCAUCUUCCCUUACGUCUUCUACCCUGUGAAACUGCCAAAGUCCAUCACAAUGGACUCAGAACCAAAACCUCUAAUUGACAUAUGCAUUGUUACCAGAGCAGCAGGACACUCCGAAAUACCUCGCAUUAAGUACUUCAAAGUUCUGAUUCAAGAAAUGGACCUGAAGCUUGAUCUGGGUUUCCUCUAUUCCAUUUUUGACUUGGUCAACCCUGAAAACACCACGAGCAUGAGUCCAGCAGAGGAGGUGGAACUGUUUGAGAAGGACAUAGAGUAUAUAAAAACAGAUCUGAACGAUGUAUCUGCUGCUGAUACAUCUCCCAUCAGCCUCUACGAGUUCUUCCACAUUUCACCCAUCAAGCUGCAUUUCAGUUUUUCUCUGAGUUCGGGAGGAGAAGAUGGCUCAAAAGAGAAAAGAGCCACAGAAGUCAUUCCUGUUCAGUCUCUCAACCUCCUGCUGAAGAGUAUUGGAGCCACUCUCACUGAUGUGCAGGACGUCGUCUUUAAACUGCCUGCAUUUGAGUUGAAAUUCCAGUUUUGUACAACUCAGCAGCUGCAGUGGAAAGUCAUCAGACAUUAUUCCAAGCAGGCUAUUAAACAGGCAUAUGUACUUGUGUUGGGCCUGGAUGUUCUUGGAAACCCCUUUGCACUGAUCAGAGGACUGUCUGAGGGUGUGGAGGCCUUCUUUUAUGAACCCUAUCAGGGAGCAAUCCGGGGCCCUGAGGAGUUUGUAGAAGGAAUGGCUCUUGGUGCCAAAGUCUUUGUUGACAAAGCUGUGGGAGGUUUAGCGGGUGCAGCCUUCAAGAUGACAGGUGCGAUGGCGAAAGGCAUUGCUGCAAUCACCAUGGAUGAAGAUUAUCAGCAAAAAAGACGAGAAGCCAUUAACAGACAGCCCAGUGGCCUAAAAGAGGGGCUGGCCCGGGGUGGAAAAGGACUGGUUUCUGGAUUUGUCAGCGGCAUCACAGGGAUUGUUACCAAGCCUAUUAAAGGAGCUCAGAAAGAAGGUGCUGUAGGGUUCUUCAAGGGUUGUGGCCAAGGUCUGGUUGGCGCCAUAGCUCGCCCUACAGGCGGCAUUGUCGACAUGGCCAGCAGCACGUUCCAAGGGAUCAAGAGGGCAGCAGAGGCAUCCCAAAAUGUGGAGUCUUUGCGUCCACCUCGUUUCAUUCAUGAGGACGGCGUCAUACGGCCGUACAAAGCCAGAGAGGCCAACGGGAGCCAGAUGCUUCAGAAAAUUGAGAAUGGACGCUUUGCGAAAUACAGAUACUUUGCUCACGCUAACAUCAAUGAGUCUGACUUUCUCAUGAUCACCAAGAGGGGAAUCUUUUUUGUGACCAGAGGCACGUUUGGUCAGCUGACCUGUGAGUGGCAGUACCUUUUUGAGGAAUUCACGAUGGACCCAAGGAUCGACGGGGGACGGCGGCUUCGCAUCGAGGCCAAGGAAAGAGUCAAAUCUGUUUUUCAUGCUAAAGAAUUUGGAAAAAUCAUAAACUUCAGAACUCCUGAGGUUGCAAACUGGGUUCUUGAGAAAUUAAAGGAUGCCAGAGACAGUUUAUCCAAAUACUGACUCCUGGAGAAGAAGGAAAAAUGCUUUACAUGCACCUGAUGUGUGCGCUCCAGUGCCUUUGCUCUUUACUGCAUGCCUCCCCUAUAUUUACCUCCAUGUAUGAUCAGUCCACAAAAUAUGCUGCAUGUUUACUUUUUGUAAAAGAUGGGGACGAUUGUGUGCAUUUUAAGAAAAAGUGCUAAAAAAGUUUCAUAAAAUUAGGAGCACUUGAACGAAACUUUCUUUCAUGGCACUUGUACGUUUUGCACAAAUAUGUUUAAUGUGUUGGUAAUUAUAAAGAAAUAAACUAAUUCUGUCAUUAAAUUAUCAUCUUUAUCGGUUUAUUAGCUCAUAGAGGAAGACUGAGGCCCAACUAACUACAACUGUAGCACAUUAAACGCCAAACCUUAUAUUUGACUGGAUUGUCUAUAAGGGACACAUUUAAAUAAAUGCAAUUAUAACUGUU